AUGGAGGUAUAAUGAUACGUCCAAUGGUAUAUAUGUAAUAUUGUCUAAGUGGUCAUUUAUGAUAACGAGGUUUUCACCUUUAAUUUUUCUAGAAGAGAUUGCUUUUUUGCGGGAUGGAUUCAAUCUGAGCAGUCUGUUGAAGAAUAUUCUUCAUGCUGCUUAUCAUGUAGUAUUAUGUCUCGAGCUCAGCAAAUUUUGGAUGGAUUCAAGCUAAACUGGAUGAGUUUACGCGAUGCGGAAAGUGGGAAAGUGUUAUGGCAAAGUUAUGAGGAUCUCGCCUCACCAGGAAAAGAACAUCAGGCUCGUGUGCCAAAAAGUAUUUUGAAAUGUCGGGCAGUAUCACGUGAAAUAAAUUUCACUUCAGCCGAGAAAAUAAAUAAAUUUCGGCUAGAACAACGUGUUUACCUAAAAGGCGACAUUAUUGAAGAAUGGUUCUUUGAUUUUGGAUUUGUGAUACCGCAGUCAACUAAUACUUGGCAGAAUUUGAUCGAAGCUGCACCAGAAGCACAAAUGCUUCCUGCAUCAUUGUUAAGUGGCAAUGUGAUAAUCGAAACGAGAUUUUACGAUGAUAAUUUGCUAGUGAGCACAUCGCAGAUUCGUAUCUUUUACAUAUGACAUGGAAGAUGGAAAACAUGCGUAUUUUAUAUUUCUGUAAUUUUUUUAUACACUCUUUGCAAGAAUACUUGUGAUAAACUUUGUAGUAUGUGAUGUAAAAAACGUGACCAGUAAUUUGGAAGCUUAUCAGUAUUGUGUAGUAAAAAGUGGAC
This is a messenger RNA of Loa loa (African eye worm), 767 nucleotides long. Its product is annotated as retinal rod rhodopsin-sensitive cGMP 3',5'-cyclic phosphodiesterase subunit delta. NCBI's taxonomy places the organism in Eukaryota, Metazoa, Nematoda, Chromadorea, Rhabditida, Onchocercidae. Gene Ontology annotation, cellular component: cytoplasm. The record is from RefSeq and is a predicted model, not a curated record. The transcript has 6 exons. Bases 175 to 615 code for a protein of 146 amino acids. Gene Ontology annotation, biological process: sensory perception of light stimulus.